Molecule: messenger RNA, 723 nt
Organism: Colletotrichum truncatum
Lineage: Eukaryota; Fungi; Ascomycota; Sordariomycetes; Glomerellales; Glomerellaceae
Source: RefSeq, a predicted model, not a curated record
AUGGCGCCCCCUUCGCCCAUGUUGGCCAGGAUUAUGACGCUUGGCGCAGCACUUUACUACCCUCUUAUCGCUCACGCUGUAGUAGCACCUCGCUGCAAUGCCGACAACUGCGCGCGAGCCAUAACCGGCAGUCGCCGCGGUGAAGCUUUUAUUGCCAGCGCAAGCUCCGACUGCAGUGACUAUCUUGCUACGACUUUAGUAGUUGAUACCGUUACCAUUACAGUGGGUGAGCAGCCUCAAACCACCGUCCCUCCAGCGCCCAAGUCAGUCCCCGCAUAUGCGUCGCCCUGCGCCAAAGAGGGUCAGUACGAGAGUGCCUGUUCGUGCUUUGGCGUUACGGGCACCACGGUUACAGUUACUUCUACUAUCGUUGUUGUGGCUUCUCCCACCCCCGAGACAUGUGUUCCUGGUAACUGCGACGUCGGAUUCCCAACAUGCGGUUCUAGUAACGUCUGCGGCUGCUCCUUGACUACUGAAGGAGAUGCUGUAUGUACCAAUGGUAGAAGGCCUUGCCCAUCACUUCCCGACUGCGACACCACUGUCGACUGUAGUGAAGGAUUUGUCUGUGUCGUGGGAACCUGUUGCGGUCGUAACGUUUGUUCGUCCGUCACAGACGUAUGCAGUGUUGUAUCUGCAGAGACUUUGUUUACGCAUGAGGAAAGACUUGAUGUGGCGACACCUUUUAGUCGUGGAAUCAGCGACAGCCCUGGUAACGAGUCUUGA